Dipodomys spectabilis (banner-tailed kangaroo rat) is the source of this 3663-nucleotide messenger RNA. It is a transcript of the gene Gne, whose product is annotated as glucosamine (UDP-N-acetyl)-2-epimerase/N-acetylmannosamine kinase. Gene Ontology annotation, molecular function: hydrolase activity, hydrolyzing O-glycosyl compounds; UDP-N-acetylglucosamine 2-epimerase activity; N-acylmannosamine kinase activity. The transcript has 12 exons. The record is from RefSeq and is a predicted model, not a curated record. The coding region runs from base 294 to 2555 and encodes 753 amino acids. Gene Ontology annotation, biological process: UDP-N-acetylglucosamine metabolic process. Lineage: Eukaryota; Metazoa; Chordata; Mammalia; Rodentia; Heteromyidae.
AGAAACUCAGGAGAAAAUCUUUCUAGGGGAAAUGUAAACUCACUGGGUAGAAUAAUGUAUCAAAACUGGGAAGUAACAUUCAGUUGCCAAUUGUUCUCAACUUUCAAGCCACUGUCCAGGAAUACAGGAAGAAUUCAGAGCCACCUCCCCCUUUUUUUUUCUUUCUUUUCAAGGAGGCGGAGCUAAAGAUUUAGUCUGGAAUUCAGAUGCUCAUUAAUGACUUGCUCUGUGGCAGCUAGACCAAGAGAAUAGCAGUGGCUCUGCUACGCAAGGCACAAAGCUCGUGCUACGGAAUGGAAACCACUGCCUGUCCCUUCAGGGAGUCCAGUUCUCUAGGACCUCAUGAACUCUAUUUUAAGAAACUUUCAACAAGAAAGAAACAAGUCAUGGAGAAGAAUGGGAACAACCGGAAGCUCCGGGUCUGUGUUGCCACUUGUAAUCGUGCUGAUUACUCGAAACUUGCUCCCAUCAUGUUUGGCAUCAAAACAGAGCCUGAGUUCUUUGAACUUGAUGUGGUGGUCCUUGGCUCACACCUGAUAGAUGACUAUGGAAACACAUAUCGAAUGAUUGAACAAGAUGACUUUGACAUUAACACGAGGCUACACACAAUCGUUAGGGGGGAAGAUGAAGCAGCCAUGGUGGAAUCAGUAGGCUUGGCCCUAGUGAAGCUCCCAGAUGUCCUUAAUCGCCUAAAGCCUGAUAUCAUGAUUGUUCAUGGAGACAGGUUUGAUGCCUUGGCUCUGGCUACGUCUGCUGCCUUGAUGAACAUCAGGAUCCUUCACAUUGAAGGAGGGGAAGUCAGUGGGACUAUUGAUGACUCCAUCAGACAUGCCAUAACAAAACUGGCUCAUUAUCAUGUGUGUUGCACCCGAAGCGCAGAACAACACCUGAUAUCCAUGUGUGAGGACCAUGAUCGAAUUCUUUUGGCUGGCUGCCCGUCCUAUGACAAGCUCCUCUCAGCCAAGAACAAAGACUAUAUGAGCAUCAUUCGGAUGUGGCUAGGUGAUGAUGUAAAAUGUAAAGAUUAUAUUGUUGCACUGCAGCACCCUGUGACCACUGACAUUAAGCAUUCCAUUAAAAUGUUUGAAUUGACACUGGAUGCACUUAUCUCGUUUAACAAGCGGACCCUAGUUCUGUUUCCAAACAUUGAUGCAGGGAGCAAAGAGAUGGUUCGAGUGAUGCGAAAGAAGGGCAUCGAGCAUCAUCCCAACUUCCGUGCCGUAAAACAUGUGCCCUUUGACCAGUUUAUACAGCUGGUUGCCCAUGCUGGUUGUAUGAUUGGGAAUAGCAGCUGUGGAGUACGAGAGGUUGGAGCUUUUGGAACACCUGUGAUCAACCUAGGAACACGGCAGAUCGGAAGAGAAACAGGGGAGAAUGUCCUUCAUGUCCGGGAUGCUGACACCCAAGACAAGAUACUGCAAGCGCUGCACCUCCAGUUUGGUAAACAGUACCCUUGCUCAAAGAUCUAUGGGGAUGGCAAUGCGGUUCCGAGGAUUUUGAAGUUUCUCAAAUCUAUUGAUCUUCAAGAGCCACUACAAAAGAAAUUUUGCUUUCCUCCUGUGAAGGAAAAUAUCUCUCAAGAUAUUGACCACAUUCUUGAAACUCUGAGUGCCUUGGCUGUUGAUCUUGGUGGGACAAACCUCCGAGUUGGAAUAGUCAGCAUGAAGGGUGAAAUAGUUAAGAAGUAUACUCAAUUCAAUCCUAAAACUUAUGAAGAAAGGAUUAACUUAAUCCUACAGAUGUGCGUGGAAGCUGCAGCAGAAGCUGUGAAACUGAACUGCAGAAUUUUGGGAGUAGGCAUUUCCACAGGUGGCCGUGUAAAUCCUCAGGAAGGAGUUGUGCUACAUUCAACCAAACUGAUACAAGAAUGGAACUCUGUGGACCUCAGGACGCCCCUGUCUGACACACUGCAUCUCCCCGUGUGGGUAGACAAUGAUGGGAAUUGUGCAGCCAUGGCAGAAAGGAAAUUUGGUCAAGGCAAAGGACUGGAAAACUUUGUUACACUUAUAACGGGCACAGGGAUUGGCGGUGGGAUCAUCCACCAGCACGAACUGAUCCAUGGCAGCUCCUUCUGUGCCGCAGAGCUUGGCCACCUUGUUGUGUCUCUGGACGGGCCUGACUGUUCUUGUGGAAGCCAUGGGUGUAUCGAAGCCUAUGCUUCCGGCAUGGCCUUGCAGAGGGAAGCAAAGAAGCUGCAUGAUGAGGACCUGCUCUUGGUGGAAGGGAUGUCAGUGCCUAAAGACGAAGCCGUGGGUGCACUCCAUCUCAUUCAGGCUGCGAAACUUGGCAAUGCAAAGGCCCAGAGCAUUCUAAGGACAGCUGGAACUGCUUUGGGACUUGGAGUUGUGAACAUCCUCCACACUAUGAAUCCUUCCCUCGUGAUCCUCUCUGGAGUCCUGGCCAGUCACUACAUCCCCAUUGUCAAAGAUGUCAUCCGCCAGCAAGCCUUGCCCUCUGUGCAGGAUGUGGACGUGGUGGUGUCAGAUCUGGUUGACCCCGCUCUACUCGGUGCUGCCAGCAUGGUUCUGGACUACACAACUCGCAGGAUCCACUAGGCCUCCCACGCGUAGAAUGGACUAAGACCCAAGAGCUCCUCAGAGGAAUCAAGUUCUCUUUUAGAUGAGCAUUUCUUUAAAAAGCAGAAUGGUACCAGAGGCAUGGCUCGGGGUACAGUGCCUGCCUAGUAAGUGCAAGGUUCUGAGUUCAAAUCUCAGUAGCACCAAAAAAGAGAAAAGAAAAUUUGAUUCAACUUCUGGUGACAUUGGCAGCCAAAUGUUUUUGCCUUUUGUCUUCGCUUCCAAAAUUCCCUUUGCCAAUGUACAUGUCUGUAGAUGCAGCUUUACUUCGUGUUUCCCUGGUACAUAUCAUUUUAGGGCAAACCUUACAAAUUCCAGUCACAACUUCCUGUGCUACAAAAAUACACCAGGAAGCCUUUAGACUCCACUUACUAAUGUGCUGCUUAGACACCAGGUCUUCCUCGAGUCAGGAGCUUUAAUAAUCCUUCCUCCUCCAAGCUUGGACUCCAGACCACAAAAAGGGAUUCAAUCAGGACAGAAGAAAAUCUUACCAGGAAAGGAUUACCUACACUUUUUCCAAAUGGCUUUAUUGAAGUAGUUUUUCAAGUAUAUAAUUUGAUGUUUUAAUUAAUGUAUAUACCUGUGAAAUCACUGCAAUCAAGAUAUUGAGCAUAUCUGUCACCCCCCCAAAUGUCUUUUUGCAAGGUAUUUUACUCUCAUGGAACUUGUUAAAGACUUUAGGGAUCUGAAUUACAAUGGCCUCAGUGACCUUGUCCUUAUCUUCUUAGGGACUUAAAGCCUCUGAAAGGCAGCUGUCCUCAGAUCCACGCCACUGACCAGCAGACUUGGCUCCCUUCAGCAGCUUUUCAUGCUAUGUUCCUGUAACCCCAGAGAUUCUAUGAUGGCAGUGUUUGUAUGUUUUAUACCUCGAGUACAGAUCUGUGAAUCUGGAUUCGGACUAAAUAAGAAUCUGUGCCUUCUUGUUGAUGGCAAAACAAAAAAAUGGAAGUUCUGCCUAUUAAUUGCAACCUGGAAGUGUCAGCCACAGUUUACUAAGUGCCUACUGUGUCCCAGGAUCUCAACACGUGCUUCAUAUACCUUAUCACAAUCUAUGAGAUAGAUAUUUGAAUUUUAUAAACCCCAGAUU